AUGUUGUGCGAAAUAAGUUCGUGGUCCGGUAAUAAUUUCUUUCUCACAUGGAUGAUACUUAGUUUGAUUGCACUCGUUGUGCUUAUUGUAUUUUCAACAGUAAUUUUCUAUCACUAUUAUGUAAAAAUAACAUUCGAAAAAUGGCUGCAAAAGUCAAAUCCGAAAUAUCCACCAGCCGUUGGUGUUCGUACUGAAAUUAUACUGAUGUUAAAAGGUCUUCUGUCUGCAACGUUUUGUCCAGCAUUGACAUUAUACUUGAUGGGUAGACAAAAAUUGCAUGGUUACUGUGGCGUAGGAGAAUAUGGUUGGGGAUAUUUAGUCAUCAGUUUCUUUAUUAUCUGGUUAUCAACAGAUUUUUUUGAAUUUUUUUAUCAUCGAAUGGGACACACCAUUGAUACAUGCUGGAAUAUACAUAAGUCUCAUCACCAAUUUUUUAAUCCAACGCCAUUUGCUGUCAUCGCCGAUGAAUACUUAGAUCAAUUUGUACGUGCAUUACCAUUAUUAAUUUUACCUGCUCUAAUACCAGUUAAUAUGGAUUUAUUAUUUUUUCAAUUUGCUACUUUUUUCUAUGGCUAUGGUAUUUAUCUUCACUGGGGCCAUGAAUUUUCUUAUCCAGAUGCUCAUCAUCCUAUAAUAAAUACAUCGUUUCAACAUUAUUUACAUCACGCUAUUUCUAUUAAAAAUCAGCCUUAUCAUACGGGAUUUUAUUUUAAAAUAUGGGAUCAAUUAUUUGGUAGUGUUUAUCCAAGAGAAAAAUGUUUUUGCAUUAAAUGCCAAAAAGAAAAAGGACAACGUACACACGACGAGUUUGAAAAACUAGAAAAGCCAGACUACAGUAUCUUAUUAAAUUGGAAUUUUUGGUUCAAUCAUACGCUUACCUGA
Molecule: messenger RNA, 882 nt
Organism: Rotaria socialis
Lineage: Eukaryota; Metazoa; Rotifera; Eurotatoria; Philodinida; Philodinidae
Source: the annotation of a GenBank genome assembly